AUGAGUCCUACCAACUACCAGCGUGCGCGAUACGAAGUUACGCAAAUCUUCUCCUUAUUGUCAGAAAACGUUAUACAUUGUCAGCAACUACACCUGUCGAAUCCACCAAACUUCGAGGUCUGGGCAAACACUCAGUUUAACCUGGCUUCGGAUAACAGCAUCGGGUUCAACUACGGUUGCUUGCAGGAGGAUUUUAUUGACAGGUCUAAGUUGGGAGAUCAAGUCUCCAACGCAACAACCAAACCCAAAUUUAAAGGCAUGGCUUCUGAGCAGACAGCGACACCCGAAAUAGACAACGUUGUUUACGUUAAGUUGCCUGAAUUCGGUGUACGUGAUCCGAGGCUAUGGUUCGCCCAACUUGAGGCCAUUUUCGAAUCGCGUCGCAUUACUUCGCAGAGCAGCAGAUACAAUUGUGUGGUAGGAUGCUUACCACACUUCGUUGCCCGAGAAGUCUCUGAUUUAACAUACACCCGACCGUCCACCGAUCCGUACGAUGCUCUCAAAACAGUUAUUGUUUCUCGUACCGCUUCCAGCGAUGAGCAGAAUCUGCGAAAGCUUCUCUCUCGGUGA
This is a messenger RNA of Opisthorchis viverrini, 570 nucleotides long. RefSeq lists its product as hypothetical. The record is from RefSeq and is a predicted model, not a curated record. Lineage: Eukaryota; Metazoa; Platyhelminthes; Trematoda; Opisthorchiida; Opisthorchiidae. Bases 1 to 570 code for a protein of 189 amino acids. The transcript is spliced from 4 exons.